AGGAGCCACUGCCUGUGUCAGAAGGCAAAUGGGACCAAUCAACUUGUGAGCUGCUGAGUGACACCGUGAGUCCUGCCUCUGAAACUUUUGUUAUUUUUUCCCCUCAGCCUACUUCAAUUGUUUCCACAACUUGGUCACAGACUCGGACAAGUUGCCAGAGAUCUACAGGCACAUCCCACAGCCCGGAGCAAGCUCCUCUGUGCUUCACUAAGUCACACCAGGGGUGGGUGACAGCACCAUGGAGGAUUAACAGGCAAGCUCUGCAAAGGCUGUCUAAAGCAAAGAGAAGAUAUUAGACACCUUGCACUGUUCCUGACCACUGCUCUCUCUCCUGCACUCCUAAAAGCUCUGAUUUGUGCCCUCUGCUUUCUCGUUGCCAUGGAGAAGGUCCAACACAUGACCCGCUCCGCUCUCAGGAGAGCCUCAACUAUUGAGGUCAACCCGCAAGCACGCCAAAGGCUCCAAGAGCUCUUUGUGAAUUUCUGCCUGAUUUUAAUUUGCCUCUUGCUGAUCUGUAUCAUUGUGAUGCUUCUCUGAAGUUCCAGCACUUCUCUGCCCUGUCCUCUAGGAAAGUCACCCUAGGGGGAAGAGAGACCUACACAUGCAACUCCCAGUGCAAGGAUCCCCAUGUGACAGGGGCUAGCACUUGGACUAGAGAGUGUGCCAACCAGUGCUCUGUUAUCUUACUGCCUGCUACAUGUAUUAAAAACACCUUUGCUGUGCAGAACAGCGUCUAGAGCCUGUAGUUACAAAGUUUGCAUGACUCAAUUUGUCAGCCUCAAUAAAGAGAUGUCUUUACUACA
This is a messenger RNA of Ficedula albicollis (Collared flycatcher), 803 nucleotides long. It is a transcript of the gene PLN, whose product is annotated as phospholamban. The record is from RefSeq and is a predicted model, not a curated record. Gene Ontology annotation, biological process: negative regulation of ATPase-coupled calcium transmembrane transporter activity; negative regulation of heart rate; negative regulation of calcium ion import into sarcoplasmic reticulum. Lineage: Eukaryota; Metazoa; Chordata; Aves; Passeriformes; Muscicapidae. The transcript is spliced from 3 exons. Gene Ontology annotation, cellular component: membrane; sarcoplasmic reticulum. Gene Ontology annotation, molecular function: ATPase inhibitor activity. The coding region runs from base 379 to 537 and encodes 52 amino acids.